Molecule: messenger RNA, 1068 nt
Organism: Coccomyxa subellipsoidea C-169
Lineage: Eukaryota; Viridiplantae; Chlorophyta; Trebouxiophyceae; Coccomyxaceae
Product: DnaJ-domain-containing protein
Exons: 8
Coding region: 1-1068 (355 amino acids)
Source: RefSeq, a predicted model, not a curated record
AUGGUGAAGGAAACGGAAUACUACGAGGUCCUCGGCGUCGCUCCUGAUGCCAGUCCAGCGGCCAUCAGGAAGGCGUACUACCUCCGUGCACGCACGGUGCAUCCUGACAAGAAUCCAAACAAUCCAAAUGCAACACGCCAGUUUGAGGACCUGAGCGCAGCUUACCAGGUGCUGAGCGACCCAACGCAGCGUGAGAGGUAUGACAGGAUGGGCAAGACAGCCGUGCAGGGAGAGGCGAUGAUGGACCCUGCAGCCGUCUUCGCCAUGCUCUUUGGCAGUGACAUGUUCGAGGAGUAUGUGGGGCAGCUGCAGAUGGCCACCAUUGCCACGAUUGCAAUUGAGAACGAGGGCCGAGAGAUGUCCCAGAAGGAGGUCAGGGCCAGGCUGGAGCCCAUCCAACAGGCGCGGGUGGGCCAGCUGGCGGGCACGCUACGGCAGCGGCUGGAGCCGUUCGUGGCGGGCGACGCGGCCGGCUUCACGCAGACUCACACUCGAGAGGCGCAGCGGCUGGCAGAAGCUGCCUUUGGCGAAGCCAUGCUGCACACCAUCGGGUAUGUGUACCAACGGGAGGCAGCAAAGGAGCUGGGGAAAGGGGGGGGCCCAGUGGGCAACCUUCUGGGCGCAACAGAGUGGCUACGCGGGCAGGGGCAUGCAGUCAAGAGCCAGUGGAACGCUGCCAAGGGCGCCAUCGAUCUCAUGCAGGUGAACAGGGCAGUGCUUUCUGUAUAUCCCCUAAGCCAACCUACAAGCAGUCGCGAUCUUGAAGCCUACUUCAAAUCAAAAGAAUGUGUGCUGGACAGCUUCUGGCACAUUAAUGUGAUCGACAUAGAGGCCACGGUGAAAGCUGUGGUGCACCAGGUGCUGCGGGAUUCCAUGGUGCCUGCGUCAGUGCUGAGGGCGCGCGCGAAGGGACUCAAGAAGCUGGGGUCAAUAUUCCAGGUGUGCACAUUGUCCCACUGCGCGCCAGACAGAUGCUGCUGCUUGCACUUCUUGUGCACACUAGUCGUUUAUGUAGGUCUGGGCAGCUCAUUUCAAAUGGAUGGAAGGCACUUGUCCCUCUGCUCUUGA